AGGGGGUGGAGCCAGUGACGACUCGUUUCGACGGACAUUGAUUGUUUGCUUUUCAGCUGUGUUCUGGAAGCAACUGCUAUAUAUAUUUAUAUGCCAGAAAAAUGGUUCCAAAACAUUUAGGUGAAUGUGGAGUUGAGGUUGUAUUGCUUUUACUUGGCACAAGAGUAGCGCUGUGUGUCUCCAGGGAUGUGACAGCAGUAUGUGAGUCCGAGUUGCUCCACUUGGCUCCCGGGGCCACCAGCUCCGCGGCCCCCUGCAGGACAGCUACAAUAGUCGCCCCAGGGUAGAUGCCAUAGCUGGGAUUCCCACCCGUAACCGGGACGCCUUCGCCCAGGGCACAGACACACCGGCAGCAGCUCCACAAUCGAUUCAUCAAUCUUUGAAGGGAGACAUAACUGCAAAAGGCCACAGCAGUCACCCUCCCGCAGUUCGCCUUAAUUGGGAGGGGCCACAUCGGAGACUGCAUGGCUGACACCAAACUCAACGAGGACGCUCGACAACAACCAAGGAGGAGGAGGAGAGUUGAUUUCUAUUGUCUUGAAAAACAAACGGACAAUGAUUCGCUUCUCUGGCUCUCUCACUUUUUUUUUUCAUUUUCUGCAUCUCAUUAAGUCGUGCUGUUUUGCAGACAUUUUGGCUGCGAUCAUUUUUUUCAGGUCAGAGCAGCGCAGGGGCUGGAGCAAGUGAAGGGCUUUCAACUUCAACAUGAAGCUUUGUCGCCUCCUGCUGGACAACAGAGGCAUGGACCAUAACCUCAGAUAGGUUUUUAUUUUGUAAUUUUAAAGCGGCGCUUUCAUAAGCAUUUUUUUUAAAUAUAACAAACUAAAAACAUAAAAAGAGGUAUCAAUUGUUAAAGUUAGAGCACAAAAGCUGACAAACUGGACAAAACAACAUUUUACAUCUCUCUUCGAGCACAUGAUUUUGUAGCCAAUUAGUAUUUUCAUUUUUAUACAUUAAUUUGGGGAUUCAACUGUUUCCCAUUCAUUAUGUUUUUUCUAAUAUGCUUUCAUAUUGUGUUUGAGUAUGCUCCAAAGACAAGGUAGAACAACAUUGAAGGAUGACGCCAAUCACGAGCCAAGUUUAUCCUCCAUUAAUUGACUGCCAAUGUGAUUGCAGAUUAUGUCAAUGAAUAUUUGCAGUGCGUCUUUUGAGGGUGAAUAAUCAUAUUUCUCGUCCUCUUCAUUGCUCAACACUCAUCAAAUUUGUUUAAGAAAUUCAAAUAAAACCGAAUAUUUUCCAAGACAACAGAAAUCCAGUAGAGACUCAUUAAAAGCCCUAAACUCAAAGUAUAUAUACAUAAAAAAAUAUAAAAAAUAAAAUAAUAAUAUAAAAAUAUUUUUUAUAUGCAUAUUUACUUUGGUCUCAUUUCCAUCUCAAUACUCUCUCGUUUCGGUAAUGUCUUAAUCUUAACUACAACAUUGCUAAAAAAAAUUUUUUAAAUCACUUAAAGAUGGGCAGGCUCGAUAACAACAACACUAUUUUUGUGAUGCCUCCAAAUUAGAAGCCAUGAAUUUUUUUCCCCACUUUCCAGGAACUUUAAAUGUAUCAUCCAUGAGUCACAUUUUAUCAGUAAAAGUCGCUCAUGCUUGCCAGGCAGUGAGUUGUUUCGCUGUCUGAGGAAUCUUGCCGACUUUGAGGCCUUUUGCACAAAUUAAGCUUGUUAUGGGGCUGAGUAGUGACUCGGCCAUUUGACAAUGCUCACAUUGUGGCCGGCUGCUCCAUGUGCAUCAAAGAGGUGAUUAAGAAGCAGGCUGCACGAGGGGGGGGGGGGACAAUACUGCUUUUUACACAACCAACAGAGUCGCCUCUGACGUUACUCGGACCGCCAUGAGACGCAUCUGUGCUUCCUUUUGAGGGACGCGUAACGUUCAGAGCGCUUAACAUGUAGCAAUCCAUUUAUUGUAUAGCAGAUCGGAAAAAGCAGUCCGAAAAAAGCCACCGACUCACGAAAUACAAAGAGUACAACCAAAGUUAUUAUUAAGGCGAAUUAUUUGAGGUUGAAUCAUUCUACACAUCCUACGUAUUCAGUGACGACAACAAAAACAAAACGACGGACCGAGCUGGGAUAGGUGGAAGAAGCCCGCCCGGCCGCUUGUCCCCGGCCAAUCACAGAAGCCGCUCAGGGAGGGAAGUUCUUGCUCAAAACAAAAUGCCACUUGUUGCCUCUUUUCAUCAACUCAUCAGGCGCCUUCAUCUGCUCUUUUUACACAAAAAGGACGACGAGACGGAGCUAAGGAAGGCCGGAUGAAGUCAAGACUGGUGUGAUAUGGUCAUACUUGAGAAAAUAUGAAGCAGUGGCUCGUCAUUUGCGUGUCCGUGGCAUUGCUGUGGAGUCGGCAAGCGACUUUGACUCCAACGCAUGAUGCGGUGUGUCUUGGCACCCAGAAUGGACUGAGCUCCACAGGCUCUCAGGAGAAUCAAUACAACCUGAUCAAGGAGCGCUAUGACGGCUGUGAAAUCAUCAUGGGAAACCUGGAAGUCACGCAGAUUGAGAGCAAUUGGGAUUUCUCGUUCCUUAAGACAAUCCGCGAGGUGACCGGCUACGUGCUCAUCGCCAUGAAUCACUUUGGGGAAAUUCCCCUGGAGCAAUUGCGGGUCAUCAGAGGAAGCAGCCUUUACGAACGACGCUUUGCUCUCUCCGUUUACCUCAACUAUCCCAAGGACGGAUCGCACGGCCUGCGGCGGCUCGGCCUCACCAAUCUGACAGAAAUCUUGGAGGGAGGAGUACAGAUCAUUAAUAAUAAAUACUUGAGUUAUAGUCCAUGGGUCUUCUGGCAAGAUAUCAUCAGGGACUCCAACGCUCCUAUUGACAUCUACUACAAUGGCGACAGAGGGCCUUGCCACAAAUCCUGUGGCCAUUAUUGCUGGGGGCCAAGUGAGAAGCACUGUCAGAUCUUGACAAAGACGCUGUGCGCUCCGCAGUGUAACGGUCGUUGUUUUGGGACCAGCCCCAGGGAUUGCUGUCAUAUCGAGUGUGCGGCGGGAUGCACGGGCCCUCUGGAUGUCCACUGUUUUGCAUGUCGUCGUUUCAACGACUCGGGAGCCUGCGUGCCUCAAUGUCCGCAAGCUCUCAUCUACAACAAGCAGACGUUCCAGAUGGAGAGCAACCCCAACGCCAAAUAUCAAUACGGAUCCAUUUGUGUCUCUCAGUGCCCCGCUCAUUUCGUGGUGGACGGCAGCUCCUGCGUGAGCGUCUGUCCUCCUGGCAAGAUGGAGGUGGAGCGAGAAGGCCACAGACGUUGCGAGCCCUGCGUUGGACUCUGCCCCAAAGUGUGUGAAGGCACGGGGGCGGAACAUAGGCAGACUGUGGACUCCAGCAAUAUUGACAGCUUCAUCAACUGUACCAAAAUCCAAGGAAGUCUUCAUUUCUUGGUCACGGGCAUUCUUGGAGAUGACUUCAAGAAGAUCCCACCUCUGGAUGCUAAGAAGCUAGAAGUGUUCCGUACCGUUCGAGAGAUAACCGACAUCCUCAACAUCCAGUCGUGGCCAAAAGAGCUCAGCGAUUUAUCCGUCUUUUCCAGUCUCACCACCAUCCAAGGAAGAUCACUUCACAGGCGCUUUUCCCUGAUGGUGAUGUGCAUUCCCACGCUCACCUCGCUGGGUCUACGUUCCCUCCGCGAGAUCAGCGACGGAAGCGUGUACAUCAGCCAGAACCCCGAGCUCUGCUACCACCACACCGUCAACUGGGCUAAGCUGUUCCGAGGGGGGCGGCUCCGAGUCAACAGCAUCAACAGCAACAAGCCGCUGGACCAAUGCGUCGCUGAAGGUCACGUGUGCGACCUGAUGUGUUCGAGCUCGGGUUGCUGGGGCCCGGGACCGCACCAGUGUCUCUCCUGUCGCAACUACAGCCGAAAUGGCACUUGUGUGGACAGCUGCCAUUUUUAUACUGGGUCCCUGAGAGAAUUUGCGAGGGCUGAUGGAGAAUGCGUCGCCUGUCACUCCGAGUGCAAACGUCUGCACGGGGAGGUCAGCUGCACGGGGCCGGGCGCCUACGAGUGCGUGGCGUGCGCCAACCUUCGAGACGGUCCCUACUGCAUGUCGUCUUGCCCUGCCGGGGUCAACGAUGGCCAGAGGGGCCUGAUCUUCAAGUAUGCCAACGCGGAAGGUCACUGUGAACCGUGUCACCACAAUUGCACCCAAGGAUGCUCAGGUCCAGGACUUGGUGAUUGUUUGGAGACUGUGAGACUGGCUGCUAGCGGUGGCCAGAUCACAGGCAUCGCCUUAGGUGUGCCAGCUGGCCUCAUAUUCUGCCUGGUGUUGUUUUUCUUGGGCCUGCUCUACCACCGAGGUCUGGCCAUCCGCCGCAAGAGAGCCAUGCGGAGAUACCUUGAGAGCGGAGAGAGUUUUGAGCCACUGGGUCCCGGGGAGAAAGGAACCAAGGUUCACGCGCACACCCUGAAGCCCUCAGAGCUAAAAAAGCUCAAAGUUCUGGGAUCCGGUGUCUUUGGCACAGUGCACAGGGGCUUUUGGACUCCGGAUGGAGAGACGGUGAAGAUCCCGGUGGCCAUCAAGACUCUCCAGGACAGCUCAGGCCGUCAGACCUUCACCGAGAUCACGCAGCGCAUGCUUGCCAUGGGCAGCCUGGACCAUCCCUACAUCGUCAGACUUUUGGGCAUCUGUCCCGGCUCCAGUCUGCAGCUGGUCACCCAGCUCAGUUCCUUGGGCUCCUUGCUGGAGCACGUCAGGCAGCACAAAAACAGCCUGGGCCCCCAGCGUCUCCUCAACUGGUGCGUGCAAAUAGCAAAAGGGAUGUACUACUUGGAGGAACACUGCGUGGUACACAGGAACCUGGCGGCACGCAACAUCCUACUGAAGAAUAACUACCAGGUCCAGAUCUCGGACUACGCCGUCGCAGAUCUUCUUUAUCCCGACGACAAGAAAUACAUCUACACCAACACCAAGACUCCCAUUAAAUGGAUGGCUCUCGAAAGCAUCUUGUUCAGAAGAUACACUCACCAAAGUGACGUGUGGAGUUACGGAGUGACAGUAUGGGAGAUGAUGUCUUUUGGGGCGGAACCUUACGGCUCGGCACCGGCCCAGGAGGUUCCGUGUUUGCUGGAGAAGGGCGAACGUCUGUCACAGCCGCCCAUCUGCACCAUCGACGUCUACAUGGUCAUGGUCAAAUGUUGGAUGAUUGAUGAAAACAUAAGGCCCACCUUCAAAGAGCUGGCGAGCGACUUUACACGCAUGGCGAGAGAUCCGCCCAGAUACCUGGUCAUCAAGCUGGAAGGAGAGGAGGACGAUAGCACCUCGCGGGACAUCCAGCGCAGAGAUUCUGAGCGAGGGCUGCUCGACCCCGAUUUGGUGGAUGUAGAUGAGGAGGCUCUGCAGGAAGGUUUCCAAACACCUCCUCUGCAACAUUCGCCCUCGUGGAGUCUCUCUCGUUCAAGGAUGAAUUCGUAUCGGGGCGCUGCCGUACCUGUUGGUUACCUGCCCAUGACUCCAAAUCCUGUAGAAAGCCUUGUUCAGCUGCGCUUCCAAAGGUCCCGCCGGAGCUCGGUGCGAACUCUGCCGGAAAGGUCAGAGGUUAGAGGGAAUGGCAGGGAGGCAGACGAAGGCUUCAGGACCGGCGCUCCUCACAGGUCUCGGCUUGGCUCAGACAGGGCCGCCGCCCCUCGAGCGGACAGGCACAGAAAGCUCUCCACGGCAUCGAGUCCGUCUUCACACAAGAUGUGGACAUCCGGCGGUGAGGAGGAGGAGGCAGACCACUCUGGUUACGUCCCUCCUGGAACACCUAGCGCUCCAGAAAGAGCUGGUAAAGUCACGCCCGGAUUAAGCAAAGUGAAAAGUUUGGCCCUGGAGUACGAGGUGAUGAGCCACAAAUCUGAAGGUCACCUUUGCUCGGCAAAGGGCAACUCUUCCCCAUCACCACCUUCUCCAACCAUUGUCGCUUUCUUACCUGCCCACGAGGACACCUUGACACCAGUUCCAGCCACCGACGAUCAGCAGGUAAACGAGAACCUCGAGGACAAUUUGGCCACAGAGAAGCAUCAGUGUAGUAUGGAGAAGCAGAUCCAAGCCAAGGAGGACCGCGUGCGCUCUCCUCAGGGGAAAGGCAGGUAUGAAUACAUGGACAUUAGACGCCGGGACUCCACAGAGGACGAGGCGCCGGCGCAGCAGAGACGCGAGACAUCCGCAGCGGAGUCGGAUGGAACACGCGAGGAAGACGAGGCUCAGUUAGCGGAGGGCCAUCACGCAGAUAAACAACAAGCACUUCGAGGGAGUACGCCAGAUGAGGAAGGGAAGGAGUAUGAGGAUAUGGCCACGUUUGAAGGAAUCGCCAGCGGGCAGGAGCAGGCGACCUACCAGAACCUCCCAGUGAAGGGGGAGUCAGGCGGCGGCAGGUGCACGGGGAUCGGGGGAUAUAUCAAGGUGUGCGCGGGAACGGGAGAGCCUGGUGGCAGCUCGUCCUUUGACAAUCCAGACUACUGGCACAGCAGACUGUUCCUCAAGCCGGAUGCUGUUCGGACCUAGUCCACGCUGGUGGUGUGCUUUGAUUUCCAUUGGAGCAUCAACAAGUUGAGAUGCAUUUUGCUGGAGAGCAAGUGCAGAAUAAGCAGAGAUGAAACGGAUUUCUGUAUUGUGCCAUUUUUGUACCUUCAGGAUUAAAUGGAUGGAGAGUUGCCAUCAUUUUGUAAGCUCGCUGUACACUGAUGACAUUAUGUCAAAGACAAAGGUAUUUUAUACACUGUUUUACCACGUGUUUGUUUAAUAAAAUAUACAUUUUGG
Messenger RNA from Syngnathus typhle (broad-nosed pipefish), 6729 nucleotides. It is a transcript of the gene erbb3b, whose product is annotated as erb-b2 receptor tyrosine kinase 3b. The record is from RefSeq and is a predicted model, not a curated record. Gene Ontology annotation, molecular function: neuregulin receptor activity; ATP binding; protein tyrosine kinase activity. Gene Ontology annotation, biological process: multicellular organism development; protein phosphorylation; cell surface receptor protein tyrosine kinase signaling pathway. Lineage: Eukaryota; Metazoa; Chordata; Actinopteri; Syngnathiformes; Syngnathidae. Gene Ontology annotation, cellular component: basal plasma membrane; signaling receptor complex. The transcript has 28 exons. Bases 2287 to 6474 code for a protein of 1395 amino acids.